CAUUUGUAGCUUUAGAAAGCCACCAGCAACAUAAAUGCCAUUUAAAUGUAAAUCUCGUUUGCUUUAGGAGUGUGCGAAUUCAAAUGUAAAAUCUUUUGUCUGUAAUGCUCUUGAUGCUUCUGCCUCAUUUCUUUAACUGAAUGUCAUUGUUGAUGUUAAUCAGUGUGAAUGUAUCUGGAGUUUCCCUGAUGUCUCUGAUAACGAGUGCUAUAGUUCUGCUGAUUGUUUUAGAGCUGCUGAGCGACUGAACUGAACUGCUCUCAUCCUUUGCAUGCUGUGUUUAAGCUCGAGAUCUGAGUGCUUUGUCUUCACCCGUAAGAACAGCCUCAUGAAAUCUGUAAAAAAACAUUUCAGCACAAAUAAUCUGGGGAAAUUUAAAUAAUUUCAUUAAAAUUUAGAAGUUAUGUAAACCAUUUUAACUAAAGAUUUCCAUUCAGACAGUCAAAAUACAAAAGAUUUAUUGUGUUUAUAAUCUGGGGAGAAACUGAGAUGGAAUAAGAUGGUUACAUUGACAUAGGGAUUCAGUUUCUUUUAAUAAAUUAAAUAGAUAAAUCUCUGCCACCACAAAUUAAAUUUUGUUAUUUCCAAUGAUUUUAAGAUGAAAUAUUAUCCUUGAUCUGCAAUUCAUCCUAUGCUUUAUUAUUUAUAUUUGUUUACUAAUGUAAAGUUCUAUGCAUUUAUCAAGACUUUUAUUUUGGUGUGACGGUGUGACGUCAUAAGGAAGCGCCGCGCUCUCGCGUCUGUGAUUCGGCUGAAGAAAGGUGGGUGCUUUUAAUCAUUUAAAGUGUUUAAAUCAAUACAACUCGUGUAGAAAAUUCUAUAUAAAUCGUGUGACAUUAUUACCAAAAGCAUCACUGUAAUGUUUUAUCUAGUGACAUUAAUGCAUGUUAUUUUGUGUUAGUAAAACACAUUCGCACACGAGCAACAGAAAAAGUGCGUCUCAUUUCGCUCUCUGUAUCGUCAAUCCGUUUAUCAUAAAAACGCACUCAGUCACUGGCAAGUAAUGUUGAGAGAGACUGAGCUUUUCCAAACAAUGAGUCAACCGAAUCAUUUGAUUCACAAAAUGAUUCACUGUUUUGAAUCGCUCGAAUCAGCGCGCGCUGACGGCAUCUGCUGCUCAAAACAGUGACAAAGUGUACAAACACACAGAAAAACUCCUGCUGAAGCGACUGAGAUCCACGUGACACACGAUUAUAAAGAUGGAGUUUAUUAAAGAGGAGAAGAUUGAAGAAACAUUGAAAGUCAAACAUGAAGAUACUGAGACACAGACAAAGAUGGUGUUUAUUAAAGAGGAGACUGAAGACAUGAAGAUUGAAGAAACAUUCAGAGUCAAACAUGAAGAUACUGAGGAACAAACAAAGAUGGUAUUUAUUAAAGUGGAGAGUGAAGACAUGAAGAGUGAAGAAACACUGAGAGUCAAACAAGAAGAUACUGAGGAACAAACAGACCUGAUGUCACUGAAAAAGGAGAAUCAAGAACUCGAUGAAAAGGAAGAUAAAGAUCAGUAUGAGAACCAUAAUUUCAUAAAUGGAGAAAAAUCAUUUAGUUGCUCACAUACUGAAAAGACAUCCUCACAAAAAAGAGCUCAAAAGACUGAAACUACAAAUCAUUUCACCUGCCAACAGUGUGGAAAACGUUUCAACAGAAAAGGAAACCUUAAUUACCACAUGAGAAUUCACACUGGAGAAAAGCCUCACACAUGCCCUCAAUGUGGAAUAAGUUUUACUCAAAAAGUAAUCCUUAACAGGCACAUUAGAGGUCACACUGGAGAGAAGCCUUACACCUGCAAACUAUGUGGAAUGAGUUUAAUGCGAAAAGCAAACCUUAAAAACCACAUGAGAGUUCAUACUGGAGAGCAGCCUUACACCUGCCCUCAGUGUGCAAGGAGUUUUGGACUUAAACAAACUCUUAAGGGCCACAUGAGAAUUCACACAGGAGAGAAGCCUUUCGCCUGCCCUCAGUGCGGAAAGAGUUUCGCUGGAAGAGGAAACCUUGUAGUCCACAUGAGGAUUCACACUGGGGAAAACCCGUUCACCUGCCAACAGUGUGGAAAACACUUUUCUCAAAAAGGAAACCUUAAAAAACACAUGAAGGCAUACUGUAAAGAAGCCUUCUACAAAUGAUCACCAUUUGAGACGUAAAGUUACCCUUAGAUGUGUACGAUCACACUGGUGUGAAAUUUCAGUAUCAUGAGAUUAACUGCUAAAUUCAAAUCUGCUUUGUGCUUUCAGUAGAAAGAUCUCUUUAAUAUCAUGUUAUUGUAACUGACUUUAAUUGUCUGCCGCCUGUGAACUUCUUCAGACCUUUGAGCUCUGCCUUUGGGGUGGGCACUGAAUCGCCUGGCCUGGUGUAAAGAAUCGAGGAAGGUGUAAAUGCUGUGACUUUCCUUGCAUAGGGCAUGAAACUUAGGACUGUCGUCAGCCAAAGACAUUGACAUGUUUAAACACGUGCUUCAGACGCCGGUCAUGCUGGAGGGAUUCCCCAUAGUGUCUAUACCAGAUGGAGUGUAGCCAUUGAUUAUGUAAAUUUUUUUGUUUCUUUUGCAUUUAAAUUUUUUUUUUUUUUUUUUAUUCAACUAUGAAUAAAUUAGUUUUCUCAAAACAAUAGGUUCACGUCUGAACAAUUAGUUUCUUGUUCACAUCAGAUUUGAAUUCCUUAUUGAUUUAAGCAAGUUGCAUGGUUUGUGGCACAUGUGCAAAUGAGUAAGUACAAUCGUAUACAAUUUGCACAUUAACUAAAUGCACAUGGCUUGUUGAUCAGAACUGAUGAGUUUAUUCUCAGUGAAUUUGUCAAACUCUUCACAACUUCUAAACAUUAUUUCAUGGUGUGAGCCGUCACAUGCAAAAUGAUCCAUUCAAUCAUCAAAAUCUGUCAUGCAUGUAUAUUCCAUAAAAAUUGACAUGGAAUGUUUAAAGUGUCUGCUAAGUUGGCAAAUGGCUUGCCAUUGUAAUGAUUGAUUAGCAAGAUUGCGAUUCCAUUUCAUGUUUGGAAGCAUGUAUAUGUAGUUUUUCUAGCACAAUCACUACCAUUUUUGAACGAGGAGGAAUGCCUAAAGUUUAUAUUUGUAUGGUACGUUCAUCUGAGAAAUGUGUAAAAUUUAAACUGACCAUUCACAUUUGCUUGUUGUGGAAGAGCAAUAGGAAGAUAUGAAAGUAUGUGGUGGUGUUAGGGGAAGACAACCAAGUGUGUAAAAAUGAAUAAGCACAUUUCUACAAAAAUAAAUGUACUGUAAAUAAAAAUGUUCAUUUUCUUUUUGUGUACUACAGUAUUGACUUUUUCCAAUACAUUUUUACCUACUGUUGAAAUAUGUAUCUAAAAUACUCGAUGUGAAGCACAGACAAAACUGUCAUUCUUGUACAGUAUGAAAGCAGUCUGUCAAGAAAAGUAGAAAAAUUGCAUAACUAGCCUAUUCCUAAGGACUUUUGUGUUUCAUUUAUUAUUGAAAAAAAGAAAGAAAGAAUGCAACGACUGAAUAAAUAUACAUGCACAAGCUUUUCUGUCUCAUUACUGCAAUCACACGUGCUCGCACACGCACACUACGGUCACCCAGUUUGCACAAAAAGGUGUUGUCAGCGCUGCCCUAACGAUUUUAUUAGUUAGCCUGUAUAGUGUAGCAACUUAAAGGCUACACAUGACAUUUCUUACUAGCGAGGUAAGA
Messenger RNA from Onychostoma macrolepis, 3658 nucleotides. Its product is annotated as gastrula zinc finger protein XlCGF7.1-like. Gene Ontology annotation, biological process: regulation of transcription by RNA polymerase II. The transcript is spliced from 3 exons. The record is from RefSeq and is a predicted model, not a curated record. Bases 1200 to 2123 code for a protein of 307 amino acids. Gene Ontology annotation, molecular function: RNA polymerase II cis-regulatory region sequence-specific DNA binding; DNA-binding transcription factor activity. Lineage: Eukaryota; Metazoa; Chordata; Actinopteri; Cypriniformes; Cyprinidae.